GGAACACACAUGUAAUGUACGAGAGUUCACUGGCUUAGGGUUGCUCAGCUGAUACCUCCAUCCGUCCAUCGGCACAUAGAGAUGGGAGCGAGAGAGAAGGACAGAGAGCUCGAACGCCUUAUACCCUUGUCGAUUGGAGGCGUAUCAAACGACGACAAUGUUGCCUCCAAAUCCUCAUUUCCCGCUGAUUCACCGAAUGCCUCCACCUCCGCCUCCGCCACCUUUAAGAAGGAGGCGUUCCGUAUUGCUGUUCGUGGUUGGGCAUGGAAAAAGUUUAUGACAGGAUGUGUUAUCUUAUCUCCCUUGAUCAUCACAUUCUAUAUUACAUGGUGGUUCAUUCAUUUCGUGGAUGGAAUCUUCUCACCCAUCUAUGAUCAUCUGGGCAUCAAUAUAUUUGGUCUUGGAUUUGUAACAUCACUUAUUUUCAUUUUCCUGGUUGGAGUGUUCAUGUCCUCAUGGGUGGGCACCUCACUUCUUGCACUGGGAGAAUGGUUCAUUAUAAAGAUGCCCCUUAUGAGCUAUAUAUAUGCUGCCUCAAAACAAAUUAGUGCAGCUAUUUCUCCAGAUCAGUCAUCUAAAGCCUUCAAGGAAGUGGCUAUUAUAAGGCAUCCCCAUAUUGGGGAGUAUGCAUUCGGUUUUAUUACAUCAUCUAUCAUUCUCCGUAAAAGUACAGGUUCAGAGGAGCUUUGUUGUGUAUAUGUCCCCACCAACCACCUUUAUCUUGGAGAUAUCCUUCUUAUCAAUUCAAAGGAUGUUUUGAGGCCUAACCUUUCUGUGAGAGAGGGCAUAGAAAUUGUCAUAUCUGGAGGAAUGUCUAUACCAAAGCUAUUGACUACUAUAGAUUCAGAAUUUAAUUUGUAAUCUCCACAAAGAGAAGCUCAAUGGGGAUUUUUGAACUUUUGUAGGCUAGAACUACCCCGGUCGCUCUAUUUAGAUUAGAUUUAGAUUACAGAGACCGCCCUGAUGCAUCUCAAGUUGUGUAGAAGAAAGGCCCUUGAUCUGACAAUGUGGAUAUCAUAGAGACAUAUUUGUCUCUCUCUCUCUCUCUCUCUAUCGAACCACUGUAGAAUGCUAAAGCAUAGUUGAAAGGUUCCCAGUUGA
Messenger RNA from Sesamum indicum (sesame), 1101 nucleotides. Its product is annotated as protein LIKE COV 3. Gene Ontology annotation, cellular component: Golgi apparatus. The record is from RefSeq and is a predicted model, not a curated record. NCBI's taxonomy places the organism in Eukaryota, Viridiplantae, Streptophyta, Magnoliopsida, Lamiales, Pedaliaceae.